GAGGUAAGAAUGACUCGGACACACUCGCACUCAUUUCUCUCACUAUAUAAACACCAACUCACUCUCCCCAAAUUCUAUUACACCUAAAACCAACGUCAUCACUCUAGCUCUCUUCUACAAAGCUCAAAUCUGCUUAGUCUUAAUUGUAUGGCCGCCAAUUCCAGUAGCCGACUGAUCGCCAGCUUGGGGAAGCGAGCCGUCGUCAACCAGAUCCGAGUCCGUCCCACCGAGGCGACUCGUCUCUCACCGGCUGCUCCUCUCGCUCUCAGGAGGGCUGCUCAUUCCUCGGUGUAUGACAAGAACCCUGAUGAACACAUUCGUCCUAGCUUUGUCCCGGACGAUGUGAUCUCACCUGAACCUGUGAAGUACUGGGCUCCAAACCCUCGAACUGGGGUAUUUGGGCCUGAGACUGGGCAUAAUUCCACCCAAGCUGGGGAGUCUGGAGCUGUGAAUGGUAGCGAGACGUCGGUGCUGGAGGAGAAGGCCUGGUACCGCCCUACCAACAUCGAGGACUUGGAGAAGCCUCACCCGACUUGAGCUAUUGAGCCGCAUUCAACCUUUCCGCAAUAUUAUAGAAUAGAAGGGUUGAAUCUAUAGAUAAAUAAAUAAACAUAUAGGCGUCGCUACUGCCGGCUGCCUAUAUAUGUAGUUGUUAGUACUAGUUUGUAGUUGUGCAGCGUGUUCGCCCACCCUGCUAUACAAGAACUGGUUGGAUGUUCAUAUUACCAAGCGAGUAGUAGGGCUGGAGUUGACUGCAUUUUAAAUACUUGUAGCUAAACAUGGGACUUCUUCUUCCCAUGGUAUGGUUCUAUAAAAUACUUGGAUAUGGUUGCCUCUC
Messenger RNA from Fragaria vesca subsp. vesca, 838 nucleotides. RefSeq lists its product as uncharacterized. NCBI's taxonomy places the organism in Eukaryota, Viridiplantae, Streptophyta, Magnoliopsida, Rosales, Rosaceae. The coding region runs from base 148 to 537 and encodes 129 amino acids. The transcript is spliced from 2 exons. The record is from RefSeq and is a predicted model, not a curated record.